This is a messenger RNA of Penicillium canescens, 1038 nucleotides long. RefSeq lists its product as uncharacterized. The record is from RefSeq and is a predicted model, not a curated record. Lineage: Eukaryota; Fungi; Ascomycota; Eurotiomycetes; Eurotiales; Aspergillaceae. The transcript has a single exon. The coding region runs from base 1 to 1038 and encodes 345 amino acids.
AUGCCCGAUAUGCACGUCUUCAAUCAUGUUCCAGCGAAACUGGACUUGUCAAAUGCGCCCUCUCAAUACUUCCAGGUGCCAGCCGCCUCCGCAUCCUCAUCACUCUAUUCCCUCUCAGUCAGUCGCAAGCGCCCACGCCGUAACACAGAGAAACUUGCAUCGCAUUUCGAAUCUCCAUCCGAGUUCGAGUCUCCGCUGAUCCAGUCCGAUUAUCGAGCAUUCAGCGGAGGAAACGACUUCCACACCUCUGCAGAGCUGGACUACCGUCCAAACCGAUACCGCGAAUCCUUCCUCCCACCCUCUCUCGAUGCAAGCACCGAGUCAAUAAACCCCGAGUCCAGCGGCACCAGUCGCAAGCGCAGUCGUCGUGACUCGGGGAUCGCAUCCCCAAGCGCUGACGGCCCAGACUCGCCCUCGACAACACCAACAGGCUGGGGCCGGACUGUGAUCAAAGCAGUUGGCAAAGUCCUCGACCUCUGCUGGUCUGGAGCAUUCCGAGGAUUCUAUGCGGGUGGUGGUCAGGGAUAUGACAUGACAGCUGGGCCAUCAACCAGCCCAUCCACCGACAAAGACCCCUUCCACUCCAACCUAUUCCACGCAACCCCCGUCCCGGGCCAAUAUCCCGACGACGACCUCGACCGCAGCUGGGUCGUUGUUCCACCCGAGACCCACAAUUCUUUCGUGGGCACCAGCGAGAUGACCAGUCCGUCACUGCGCACUCGUCGAAUGUUUCAAGCUUCCAGUCCCAGGCGUCGACCAGCCGUCAUGCCCCGACUCAAGAAGGUAGCCUACACCUCACCACGGCCCAAAAGCCCAACCAAGAACCAGGGUCUUCCCUCACCCCGAACAAGGGACGCUCCUGCAUCUGCGGAGGCGCAGAGACAUGCGGCCAAGAUGCGCCGCAAGGAGCGGGAAGAGGAUGCCAGCAUCCAACGCUUGAACAAGCAGCUGCAAGAUAUGAUCCGGGAGGGUAAAGCGGCGCUCGGAACGACAGUUGAAGUAAAUGACGUGGACAUGGAUUUCUCCGACUACGACUAA